Molecule: messenger RNA, 1586 nt
Organism: Tribolium madens (black flour beetle)
Lineage: Eukaryota; Metazoa; Arthropoda; Insecta; Coleoptera; Tenebrionidae
Product: neuropeptide CCHamide-1 receptor
Exons: 6
Coding region: 174-1415 (413 amino acids)
Biological process (GO): G protein-coupled receptor signaling pathway
Cellular component (GO): membrane
Molecular function (GO): G protein-coupled peptide receptor activity
Source: RefSeq, a predicted model, not a curated record
GCGCGGCUUUCUGAUUAAGCUCGGAUAUUUAUGAGUCAUUCAUUCAUUAUAGAGAUGGACUGCGAAAAAAGCUCACUAGCUUAAAAAUCAAAAGUUGCAAGUUUUCGUGUUGGAAAUCAAAUUUUGGUGCACUCCAAUGGAUACAAUAACGUGAUCGGUUGCAUUUAUCAACAAUGAAUUUCACAUUACCGCAGAAUGACACGAUUAUGUUCAACUACAGCAUACUCGACAUCGGUAAUGAUACACACAAGAAUUUUACUGGAGCACCGCUUGAUUACAUUCCCUACAGUAAGAGACCGGAAACCUACAUUGUUCCGGUCUUGUUUUUCAUCAUUUUUGUGGUGGGAGUGUUGGGGAAUGGGACGCUAGUCGUGAUUUUCUUGAGGCAUAGGACGAUGAGAAAUGUACCAAACACAUAUAUACUUUCACUGGCGUUGGCAGAUCUGCUUGUUAUAGUGACAAGUGUCCCUUUCACUUCGAUUAUAUACACUGUGGAAUCAUGGCCGUGGGGUGAACUAAUCUGUAAGGUGUCCGAAACGGCCAAAGACAUCUCCAUUGGGGUCUCAGUAUUCACACUUACUGCACUAUCAGCCGACCGCUUUUUCGCCAUUGUGGAUCCUCUCAAGAAGUUUCACACCACGAGUGGAGGGAGGAAAGCCACUCGCAUUACUCUCUGUACGGCUAUUUCUAUAUGGAUUUUGGCGAUUUUGUGCGCCAUUCCUGCCGCAAUUGGAUCACACUUGAAGGAUAUAGAAGGACAGUUUAUCGUCUGUUAUCCCUUUCCUACUCACUGGUUGAACAAUAAGUAUCCCCAAGUGAUGAUUAUAUUGCGAUUUCUCAUUUUAUACGUUAUUCCUCUAACUAUUAUUGCAAUUUUCUAUCUCAACAUGGCAAACCACUUGAUUGUCAGCACUAGAAACGUUCCGGGAGAAAUGCAAGGGACACAAAGACAGAUCAGAGCUCGCAAGAAAGUCGCAGUCACGGUCCUGAUCUUCGUCCUCGUCUUCGCUGUGUGUUUCCUGCCUUCUCACAUCUUUAUGCUCUUUUUCUACUUCCACCCAAACUUCAAUGAAAUGUACAACGCCUUCUGGCACUAUUUAAGAAUAAUUGGUUUCUGUUUAUGUUACUUGAAUUCAUGCGCCAAUCCGGUGGCUCUUUACUGGGUUAGUGGAGCUUUCAGGAAACAUUUUAAUCGAUAUCUUCUCUGCAUCAAACCGAAACGUUCCCGCUGUAACACUUGCCAAGGCCAACACCAAGCAACCACUCUUUCCUACGUCCCAACCCGGAAAAAUAUGUCGGUUUGUAGCCGGAAAAGUCGCGGGUUGUCCAUCAACCGGCGAGAGCCCGUCAAUGGACAAGAAACCUCCAUCACACUUUUAGGUAACGGCAACGGUCACGUCUGUAGCAAAAUGUAAGCCAUUUUUCUUUGAUAUUAAUUUUGGAAAAGAGUUUGAUUUUUUUUAUAUCGAUCUGUGAGACAGCGAACGAGUCUGUACAUAGUCAAUGUUGAAGCUUAAGGGAAAAGAGUACACUUACAAACCAAUUGUUAAUCUUGAUGUACAAUAUUCGAUGUUUAAAUAAAAUGU